GGACGCGAACACGCAUGUGCAGAGGCCCCCAGCACCGGGCUGUCCUCAGAACGCUGUGCGGGACACGGUUGUCCAGGAAACGAUGUGCUGAAGUUGGGGCUGAGGUCUCCUGGAGGCACAGUACUUACCGUCGGGAUGCUACAGACCAAUCACCAUGAUGUGAACAUUCCAAGCGUUAAACAAGUAGUGGAACUCGGGUGCUUCCUGCGGGCAGACUUUCUUUACUAUGUUCUGAAGGUGCCAGGUGUAUGCUUUAAUACACAAAAACACUAAGUUAAUGACUGAAGAACAUACGCCUUUUAUAAUGGAGGACUAUACCACCAGGACCUAUGGAACCGGUGGCCUGGACAACAGACCUUUGUUUGGGGAAACCUCUGCAAGGGAUAGAAUCAUCAACCUCAUUGUUGGUGUGUUAACAUCCCUGCUGGUCCUGGUAACCUUAAUCAGUGCUUUUGUUUUUCCUCAACCACCUCCAAAACCAGUGAAUGUUUUCUUUGCUGUCUGCAUAUUUUUGUGUUCAAUUACUGGUCUCAUACUGAUUUUUUGGUAUCGACAAGGAGACUUAGAACCCAAAUUCAGGAAUCUGAUCUAUUAUAUAUUAUUUUCUAUAGUCAUGUUAUGUAUAUGUGCCAACCUAUACUUUCAUGAUGUGGGGAAAUGAAGCAUGGGGAAGAGACAGCCACCUCAUAGGAUGCAUGCUUUACUGCAAAGCCACGGAGAAGAGACAAGCGGAACAAACGUUUUAUAUGUUUUCUUUUAUCCCUUUUAGGAAAGGGACAGCUACUGCCAUAAGACUUUUUUUUUUUUUUUUUUUUCUACCACUGUUGCACUUAAUGGUUGGGAAAAGCUGCUGAUGGAUUUUUUUUUUUUUUUUUUAAAGUUGCACAAAGAACAAAAGAAUGCAGAAUGUUAAAUAUUCUUUAUUUUCCUUAAAUAUAAUAUUUCUUUUUACUAUGCAACAGAUAUAAGUACUGUCACAUGACCAAAAUUGUAAUAUUAGAAAGUGAAGGACAUUUUGAAUAAGAAGAUUUAAAUAAAUAAAUUACAAGCCGGUCUGUUCAUAUUUUUAAAACUAAAAUUUGAAGUAAAAGUUUACAGUUAAAAAGGCAUCUAGAAGCAUAUGCAUUGUGCUGAAGACUAAAGCAGGACAACAACUUUGGCCACGCAAUGAUUCUAGUGUCUGUGAGGCAAUGCAGGCUUCAAAACUGGCCACACAUUUUGUGCUACGGUAGAAGACAAUGAAAAUAAUCCUCAUGAAUGAUGCUGAACACUGUAAAACAAAACUUGGGAUCUAGCCCAUGUUGCAAGGGGGAAAACCAUUCCAUGUUAGAAGCUAAAUACUUUCUACAAGAAAGUCUGGCCAGUACAACUACCAUGUAACCUAUUUGAUAGAAAAUAUGCCAUAUAAAAAAAUAAA
Molecule: messenger RNA, 1417 nt
Organism: Hyla sarda
Lineage: Eukaryota; Metazoa; Chordata; Amphibia; Anura; Hylidae
Gene: TMEM243
Product: transmembrane protein 243
Exons: 5
Coding region: 278-661 (127 amino acids)
Source: RefSeq, a predicted model, not a curated record